GAGGCGGCAUUUUCAACGUUAAGUUUCUGAAAUGUCUAGUCGGUUAUUGACAGGCGGAGAAUGCCCCCAGGGUGUUUUGGAUGUUGUUGAAGGUGCUAUUGGUUAUCUUGCCUUAUCAGUUGGAUAUACAUCUAUUGAGUACGCAGCGUUGAGAGUACUUUCAAAUCUUUUCUUUUCUUUUACAGAAGACUUAGCUGUUUCCUCACUAAUGAAUGCUGAAAGCAGUGGGAGAACUUCAAUUCUUUUGAGCGAUAUUGUACUUGGGUUAAUAGAUUUGGGAUUUGAUGUCUCAGGUCUUAAUGAAAUUCCCCGUAAACGCAUGUACAGAGGAUGUAAAGAACCUACUAGCAUCGGAAGUUCUCCGAAGAAAGGUGUGGUAUGUGCUGCAGUUUUGGGCCCAGGAGGUACAACGAUUAUUCCUCGACCCUUGUCAUUGCGUCCUAAUUGGUCGGGAAAUCCGCGUUUUGGUGGGAUGGGUUCCACAUCCUUGUUAAAUACGGGUGUAGGUCAAGGUAUUUCAGAUCAACUGUCAUACUGUUUGCCACCUCCCGCUCCUGCACAUUUACAACUUCCUAUAUUACCGGAACCUCACACUUUCCUAAAUACACGUGUUAAACGAGCACCGAUUGCUUCUGAUCCGUCUUCAUUACGCCGUCGUGUAGUUGAACAACGUCGUAAAGUUCAAGAGUCCUUAAUUCGAUUUUUGGGUCGUGUUCAGCGUGUUCAAUACCUAUUUCCGGGUGAUGCUGAAUCGUUCAUGUUGAUCACUCCAAAAGAAUCACCUCGUCCAUAUCUAUCAGCUCUACUUGCUAGUGUAACCAACGACUGUGAUAUGAAAAUUUCAAUGACAGACAACAAAGAUGACCAAAAUCUUGUAAAGUCUAAGUCAAACGUUUUUGUAAAUAGUAAUUCUAAUCAAUCUCCUGAAACGAAAAAUCCAUUUUUAUUAAAACCAAAAUUUCCUGAAUACUGACCAAUGCUGUGAUUAGAUAUACACUUUGUACAUAUUCCUUUAAUAUUUUUAGAUAAACCUACAUAAUAAAUUCUUUAUAAUUUUCGAAAAUUGGAUUUAGCGUGCUUCAUUUUUUCAAACUAACUAGUUGGAGAAUGGAUGUGAUUUUUUUAAGAAUAAUACGUUUGAUCUGUGCAUCAAUGCAACAAAAGCUGACGAACGAACGCAAUAUUAUUAGAUGACUAGGGAGAAUUAAGUAUAAAGGGAUAAUAUCGUUAUUCAUCGCAGGUAAUGGAAGACGGUCGUACAGUAUGGCGAAUUAAUUGAAAGUAGACAUGUACACCAUUG
Messenger RNA from Schistosoma margrebowiei, 1300 nucleotides. The record is from the annotation of a GenBank genome assembly. NCBI's taxonomy places the organism in Eukaryota, Metazoa, Platyhelminthes, Trematoda, Strigeidida, Schistosomatidae.